AUGGCCUACGUGCUGUCACUGCGGCCUCACAGUCCACUCAAGCGGUCCUUCAGCGAUAAUCCUUACCUUCAGUCAUGCUCACCAUUGAAGGAGCCUUUCCUUGGGCCACUUGGCGACGUCACCGCUCGCAAUACAUCCGCGUGCUCACUGUACACGCUCAGUUCGAACAGGUCCAACAUCUGGAACAUUGGGAACGAGAACACACCACCUCUCGCGUCUCAGUCCCUGCUCAACCUCGUACCGGAGAGCCAUAUAUACGACUUCGGGUCACAGCAUGGUGGUCAUGUACCGCGAAAACGCAACUGCGGAGGGAAUCGAAUAGCGCCGUCAAUACCACGCACUACAGCCCCAUCAAAACCUUUCUCCAGGAAGGCGCCUGACUUACAGCAUAAGAUUGAGUCCUCAUCGAGUAGUGAGAGCUCUUCAGAGAGCAUGGGCGUUGAUGACAGCAAUAUCGAAGAGUCGGAAUUGUUCAACCUGUACGAAGCCAUUCACGUGCCUCUGCCUGAGGGACGAUUCUCUGACAACAGUGGCGUCGAGCAACGUGAUGUCCCAGCUGCUGCUCCAGAAACCCUGCAAUCCGAGACGCAACCUUUUCGCCGCUGGAUGAGUACCCUGCGUCGGCGACACCUUCAUCGACGCAAGAAACAAGAGCUAUCUUUCGAUGCUGGCGAAGAGUUGCUUGCUGUUCGAUCACCACGGUUAACGGACGCAACCUCAGCACGAAGGACCUCGGAGUCGAUAACAUCUUCCAUGGGCUUCGUCACGAAUGUCAAGACUACGUCAGUCACAGUUGCAAGCACCAGCAUCGCGCCCAUGUCCGAGAGGGCGGCGCACAAGACGACUCGCUUUGGCAACCGGAGCAGUAACACCGACGCCCGUCGAUCGUUCGACAGUAAUCGCGGCGGGCUUGGUCCAGUGCUCGACGAGAGCGCAUGGCUGAGGUCACUCCAGCGCCGCAAGGUGGUGGAAGAACUGAUGGCCUCAGAAGAAAGCUACAUCGCUGACCUGAAGGUCCUCAUCAACGACUACUUCAUGAUUCUUACCGCUCUUCCUGCAUUGCCUGGCCAGACCAAGUCAUCCAUACAGCAGAACAUAGCCCAGAUUUUGCAACUCCACGAGGAUCUCCUUGCAGAGCUCCAACAAGCUGUCCCGCAAGCGGACUUCACCAAGAGUGCACAGCAAGAGGCCUAUCCUGUAACGAAAGCAAAGCACAUUCGAUUUCACAGCGCAGACAUCAUACCUGGUCGCUUAGGCGAGCACAGAGCCACUCGACGAUUGAGGCAUUCUCUUGAGAUUGGUCGCUCACCAGACAGGCGACCGCGAGGCCUGGUCACUGACACUACAACGGUCGGCAACAUCGCGAAGAUAUUUAAUCGACACAUGAAGCGAUUCUUCACAUAUGAAGAGUACGGUGCGCAUUGGACAACGAUGUCCUCGGAUCUUACUUUGAUGUGCAAAGGACUGCACGGGUGGCAAGAGUAUGAACGAGGAGUCGAAGCCUUGCAGAAAAUCGUCGCUUCCGAAAACAACCGCGAGUCUGGCAGCAAGAAGGCGCUAAGCUUUCCCGAUCUAUUAAUCAAGCCUAUCCAGAGGGUCUGCAAGUAUCCCCUACUGUUUGACGAUCUCUGCCGCCAGACACCUGUUUGUGACGACCCCGAGGCUCACGCCGAGUUGGAGAAAGCCCUGUUUCGGUUACAGGAAACGAUCCGCGAAGUCAACAAAGCCAAAGACGAUCCGAAGACCCGUCGACUGAUCGAGAUUACCUGGCAGUUGCAAGACAGGCUUGUCUUUCAGGAACAGUCAAUCUCACGUGCGCUCGUAUUCCGGCUUCUCGGUCAUGUCCUGCUUUGCGGUGUUUUGCAUGUGGCUUACCAGACACCGGAACGAGUGAAGGGACAGUACAUGAUAUGCGUUCUGUACAAGUCAUGUCUCGUACUUGCUACGACAAGUCGUUUCUUUACGCCCUACAACGUGGUUGCUUGCAUUAGCCUGGCCAAUGGCAGUAUCGAAGAACCGGACAAUGGUCGAGGCGUUCAAUGUCAUACUGCUUCGCAUACCUGGAAGUUCGUAUUCGAGCACAAUAACCGGCUCCACGAGAUCAUUUUGAGCGCCUGCUCGUCUCAGGAAGAAGAAACAUGGAAGACACAGCUGCGUGAGCGGGCUAUAUGCGAGACGCACGAUUUUGUCGAAGGACAGUCCACUGUGCACGAGAUGUUUUCUUUCCUGGGUUUGGACCUCAAGUCUCUUGGCCCAGUCUUCGGACACGCAGACAGUCUGGUGCGGCGCAUGUCUGUACACCGAGCUGCGACGCUGGGUGCGAAGACAAACCUGACACAAGUCAUCAUCAAGAAUACCCAGGCGCAGAAGCCCCUCGACACAACCCCCACAUUUUCGCCGGGGCAAAUGGCUCGUUCGCACUCAAUGCUAUCGGCAAACCACAUUCCCACGCUGGCUCCGAGAAGAGCUGAACGCAUGCGCCUCGAGACGGCACUAGAGGAAGUUUGGACAAAAGACGUCUUGCCCUUUCCAGGGAUGUCGACUCGAAGCGUGGAGAAUCAGAUUCGUGCAUCGGCGAAUUCGGUUAUGCGAAAGCUCAGUAUGGCAAGCAUUGCCAGUAACUUUUCGCGCCGCUCGCCCAGCUUCUCCAGCAUGAGCAACACUCGCUCGGAAGAUUCAUAUGGAAGCAGGGCGCACAGAGUGCCGCAUGCAAACCUGCGUGCAGCUCCCGGCUUGGAUCGUCGACCUGCUCCUGCUGUUGUAGAUUUUCACAAUGCUCCAGCAGCGUUCCUGCCGACGGAUUUCGAGCUGCAAGACACACGACCAUCGAGUCGACGCCGACGCCUAGCGAACCGCGCAGGAGGGGCAGAGCGCUCUACAGAAAAGCCGACGCCUGUUCGUCCCAAGCGGACAAGGCGACUAUCAUCACAUAUCAUCAGCCUCCCACGAAGUGAGUCAAGCGCGCGAGUCACGGCGAGGUCUACAUCGGACGGCUCCAAUGCAACUGUCCUGCGUGGUCCUGAGCCUACUGUCGAUACCGAGCAGAACCGCGAGAAUGCGAAGCCCAAGAGGAAGAAUGACAGGGAAGGUAGCAGCUCAGGAAGAGCCCUGGGUACAGCACCGUCGAAGAAGUUCUUAAAGAGCAAGAGCCGGAUCUUCAAAUUUUGGGUAUGA
Molecule: messenger RNA, 3174 nt
Organism: Didymella exigua CBS 183.55
Lineage: Eukaryota; Fungi; Ascomycota; Dothideomycetes; Pleosporales; Didymellaceae
Product: Rho guanyl nucleotide exchange factor
Exons: 6
Coding region: 1-3174 (1057 amino acids)
Biological process (GO): regulation of GTPase activity
Cellular component (GO): cytoplasm
Molecular function (GO): guanyl-nucleotide exchange factor activity
Source: RefSeq, a predicted model, not a curated record